This is a messenger RNA of Danio aesculapii, 1730 nucleotides long. RefSeq names its product renin binding protein (gene renbp). Gene Ontology annotation, molecular function: N-acylglucosamine 2-epimerase activity; peptidase inhibitor activity. The record is from RefSeq and is a predicted model, not a curated record. The transcript is spliced from 11 exons. NCBI's taxonomy places the organism in Eukaryota, Metazoa, Chordata, Actinopteri, Cypriniformes, Danionidae. Bases 163 to 1374 code for a protein of 403 amino acids. Gene Ontology annotation, biological process: N-acetylglucosamine metabolic process; N-acetylmannosamine metabolic process; carbohydrate metabolic process.
UGGAUGCAGGUCAUAUGAUGCAUCGCGUUUUAACUGAUUCUGCAAAUUCGAGGAAGAGGCGGUUUUACAGCGCUUUAGUUUUCGCUUUAACUAACAAAGAAGAUUGUUUUAAAUACAGUAAAGUACAGAAGAGGAAUUUGUUUCGUCUGUAAAGCCGGAACAAUGACUGCAGCACUGCUGGAAGAGUAUCGACACAGAAUCCGGACUGAACUGGACAGAGUUGUGGAUUUCUGGCUCAAAUAUUCCCAUGACAAGGAACACGGUGGAUAUUUUAACUGUCUUGGAAAAGAUGGGAAGGUCUACGAUGAGCUGAAAUAUGUCUGGUUGCAAGGAAGACAGGUAUGGAUGUACAGCAGGCUGUAUCGUACGGUGGAAAGAUUUCACAAACCUGAGAUUCUUGAGGCUGCCAAAUCAGGUGCUGCUUUUCUGCAAAAGUUUGCUCGAGUCGAGGCCUCCCGCAAGCCAGGGAAAUGUGCCUUCUGCCUGACAAGAGACGGUCGAGCAGUGAAGGUUCAGAGAACAAUAUUCAGUGAAUGUUUUUAUGUGAUGGCCAUGGACGAGCUGUCCAGGAUUACACAAGACAAAGUGAUGCAGGCAGAUGCCGAGAGCAUGAUGGAUCAGCUGGUGUUAUGGGUUCAAACCGAUUCAUCAUCUCUCGGCCGUCCUCAACUUCCUGGGGAUCCACCUGUCAAUAGCAUGGCAGUUCCCAUGAUGCUCCUGUGCUUGGUAGAUCAGCUGACAGAGGAUAGAACGGAGGUUGCAGAAAAGUACAACGACCUGAGUGAAUGGUGUGUGGAACAGAUUCUACAGCAUAUACAGAGAGAUGGAAAAGCCAUUUUGGAAAAUGUCACUUUGAAUGGAAAGGAGCUUCCUGGGUGUCAAGGGCGGUUGCAGAACCCUGGUCAUGCUCUUGAAGCUGGAUGGUUCCUGCUGAAGUAUGCGCUCACAAAAGGAGAUGUUCAGCUGCAGAAGACUGCAGUGGAGAAGUUUAUGGAGGUUCCAUUCUUCGCUGGAUGGGACAAACAGCAUGGCGGUCUUUUCUAUUUCCUGGAUGUAGAUGGCCAUUGUCCGACUCAGUUAGAGUGGAAUAUGAAGCUGUGGUGGCCUCACUGUGAAGCUCUGAUUGCCUACUUGAUGGCCUACAGUCACAGUAAAGAGCCUGUGCUACUGGAACGCUUCAGAUUGAUCUACAACUACACCUUCAAACACUUUUCUGAUGAGGAGCAGGGCGAGUGGUUUGGAUAUCUGAAUCGUCAAGGGGAAGUUGUGCUGGAUUUUAAAGGAGGCCCCUUUAAAGGCUUCUUCCACAUUCCUCGAUGUCUCUACAUGUGUGAGAAGCUUCUGGACAGUCUUCUUGACAGACAAGAUGCGUAAAACACCCAGAAUAUGAUCAUUUAGGAUAAAAUGCAAUUUUAAUGAUAUACUUUUAACCAUUCUAAUGUUGCCUUUGACAGCAUCAACGUCAGUUUUAGAUUGAGUUUAAACAUCAUUUUUUGUUGUUCUGUUUAUGAUGAAAAAGGGACCAUGAUUAUUUUGUUUUUGUUGUCAUUUUGUUUGCACUGGCCAGUGCUGUUCACUGGGUUGUGAAGGGCUUUUAUUAAUUCCUACAUACAACACUUUUUCUUAAUCAGGGAUGAGUUGAAACUGAAAAAUAUCCUGUUUUUUUAUGAAGCUCUUAUGAAUCCCUCUAUAUUUUGUAAUUCCUACAUGAUUAAAUUACAUGUAAAGAG